AUGGCGGCCAGCUCAGAAAACAACAGUUUUAUAGAACAGAACCAGGAUUCAAUCAAGGCCUCUGGGACUAAGAAGCAAAAGAAGCUGAAAAGUAAAGGAGAGACUAAACCCAGUCCGGCCCGCAAACUGGCCCCACCUAACACUAGGAGGUGGCUCCUCGGGGACACUCCUAGUCGCAAUCAGGUGCGUCUGGACACACUGCGAAAGCUGCCGGAGGCCGAUAAAUGA
This is a messenger RNA of Echinostoma caproni, 228 nucleotides long. Lineage: Eukaryota; Metazoa; Platyhelminthes; Trematoda; Plagiorchiida; Echinostomatidae. The record is from the annotation of a GenBank genome assembly.